AUGCUGGCUGGACUGACACUGACACAGGACUCAAAGAUGCAAGUCGACAGCCCCGCUGCUGCAGUCGAGCAGCUGAAGGAGGCGAACGGGGAGAUUGAUGAGUCGCUAUACAGCAGACAGCUCUACGUUCUGGGCCAUGAGGCCAUGAAGCGCAUGGGCUCGUCCAACAUCCUCGUCGUUGGCCUGCGCGGCCUUGGCGUUGAGAUCGCAAAGAACAUUGCUCUCGCAGGUGUCAAGAGCUUGACCCUUUACGACCCUAAGCCCACCCAGAUCCAGGACUUGUCGUCGCAGUUCUUCCUCCACCCCGAAGACGUCGGCAAGCCGCGUGCCCAAGUCACCGUUCCUCGCGUCUCCGAGCUCAACCCUUACACCCCUGUGAACCCUCUCAAGUCAUCCUCCAUCACCGACGACCUCGAUCAACUCAAGGACUUCCAAUGCAUUGUCCUCACCGAUACCCCUCUCAAGGACCAGCUCCUCAUCUCAGAUUACUGCCACAAGAAUGGCAUCUACCUCGUCGUGGCCGACACGUUCGGUCUGUUUGGUACCAUCUUCACCGACUUUGGUAAGAACUUCACAAUUGGCGACUACAACGGCGAGAAUCCUGUCAGCGGCAUCGUUGCCGACAUUGACUCGGACGGCAUCGUCUCGGCUCUGGAUGAGACAAGACACGGUCUGGAAGAUGGCGACUUUGUUACCUUCACCGAAGUCGAGGGCAUGGACGCCCUGAACGACUCGGCCCCUCGCAAGAUCACCGUCAAGGGCCCCUACACCUUCUCCAUCGGAGAUGUCUCUGAUCUUGGUAACUACAAGCGUGGCGGCCUUUACACUCAGGUCAAAAUGCCCAAAUUCCUCGACUUCGAGCCUCUCAGCCAGCAAUUGAAGAAGCCUGAGCUGAUGAUGUCCGACUUUGCCAAAUUCGACCGCCCCGCCCAGCUCCACGUUGGCUUCCAAGCCCUCCACGCUUUCAACGACAAGCACGGCCACUUCCCCAAGCCUCACAACGAACAGGACGCCGCUGAGCUCCUCAAGCUCGCACAGGAAUUGGCAGGCUCCGGUGAUGAGAAGGUCGAGCUGGACGAGAAGGUCAUCCGUGAGUUGUCAUACCAGGCUCAGGGUGAUCUCAGUCCUAUGGCCGCCUUCUUCGGUGGUCUCGCUGCUCAGGAAGUCCUCAAGUCUGUCUCUGGAAAGUUCCACCCUAUCGUUCAGUGGCUCUACUUUGAUGCUCUGGAAGCUGUCCCUACCUCUGUCAAGCGUUCCGAAGAGCUUUGCAAGCCUACUGGUACUCGUUAUGAUGGCCAAAUCGCCGUGUUUGGUAAGGAGUUUCAAGAGAAGCUCGCCAACAACCAACAAUUCCUGGUCGGUGCUGGAGCCAUUGGCUGCGAGAUGCUGAAGAACUGGGCGAUGAUUGGUCUCGCAACUGGACCCAAGGGCAAGAUCACCGUCACAGACAUGGAUCAAAUCGAACGUAGCAACCUGAACAGACAGUUCCUCUUCAGAUCAAAGGAUGUCGGUCAGCUCAAGAGCGAGUCUGCCACAAGAGCCGUCCAGGCCAUGAACCCCGACCUCAAGGGCAAGAUCGAGUCCAUGAAGGAUCGUGUUGGUCAGGAUACCGAGCACUUGUUCAACGAGGACUUCUGGAACGGUCUCGACGGUGUGACCAACGCCCUCGACAACGUCGAUGCUCGUACCUAUGUCGACCGCAGAUGCGUCUUCUUCCAGAAGCCCCUUUUGGACAGCGGCACUCUCGGUACAAAGGGCAACACUCAGGUUGUUCUUCCCAGAAUCACGGAAUCCUACUCCAGCUCGCAAGAUCCACCUGAGCAGUCCUUCCCCAUGUGUACCCUGCGCAGUUUCCCCAACCGCAUCGAGCACACCAUCGCUUGGGCGAAGGAUCUCUUCCACACAUACUUCGCUGGACCCGCCGAAAUUGUCAACGCAUACAUCACUCAGCCUGACUACCUUGGCGCCGCGUUGAAGCAGUCUGGUAACGAGAAGCAAACUCUUGAAACCUUGAAGGAGUUCCUUGUGACCGACAAGCCCGAAACCUACGAGGAUUGUAUCAAGUGGGCCAGAUCGCAAUUCGAGAAGCAGUACAACAACGCAAUCCAGCAGCUCUUGUACAACUUUCCCAAGGACGCAAAGACUUCCAGUGGUCAGCCCUUCUGGUCAGGACCCAAGCGCGCUCCCGACCCGUUGAAGUACGACCCAAAUAACGACACUCACUUCACCUUCAUCCUCUCCGCUGCCAAUCUCCAUGCCUUCAACUACGGUAUCCCUCAGAAGGGAACCAAGGACAAGGCCGAGAUUGAUCAGCUCGUCAACGACAUGAUCAUUGAGGACUUCAAGCCCGAUGCGAAUGUCAAGAUCCAAGCCAAUGAGAACGAGCCUGACCCGAACGGUCCUGCAGCAUCGAUGGACGACAACGACGAGCUUGAUCAGAUUGUCAAGUCACUGCCUUCGCCGAAGACUCUGGGUGACUUCAAGCUGACCCCUGUUGAAUUCGAGAAGGAUGACGACUCAAACUUCCACAUCGACUUCAUCACUGCUGCCAGCAAUUUGCGUGCUGAGAACUACAAGAUUGUGAACGCUGACCGCCACAAGACCAAGUUCAUUGCAGGCAAGAUUAUCCCCGCCAUUGCAACCACCACCGCUCUGGUGACUGGUCUCGUGGUUCUGGAGCUGUUCAAGAUCAUCGAUGGCAAGGACGACAUUGAGCAAUACAAGAAUGGCUUCAUCAACCUGGCCCUACCAUUCUUCGGCUUCUCCGAGCCCAUUGCCUCACCCAAGGGCAAAUACCAGGGAAAGAACGGCGAAGUUGUGAUUGACAAGCUCUGGGACCGCUUCGACACCGAGGACGUUACUCUUGAGCAGUUCCUCAAGGACUUUGCUGAUAAGGGUCUGGAAAUCACUAUGAUCAGCUCUGGAGUGAGCUUGCUAUACGCCAGCUUCUACCCAGCUGCCAAGAACAAGGACAGGCUGCCUCUCAGGCUGAGCGAACUCGUCGAAACCAUCAGCAAGAAGCCCAUCCCCGAGCACCAGAAGAACGUCAUCUUCGAGAUCACUGCUGAGGAUACCACGGAAGAAGACGUGGAGAUUCCCUUCGUGCAAUUGACCCUUCGAAAGUAG
This is a messenger RNA of Aureobasidium namibiae CBS 147.97, 3126 nucleotides long. Its product is annotated as putative poly(A)+ RNA transport protein. Gene Ontology annotation, molecular function: SUMO activating enzyme activity. The coding region runs from base 1 to 3126 and encodes 1041 amino acids. The transcript has 2 exons. The record is from RefSeq and is a predicted model, not a curated record. Gene Ontology annotation, biological process: protein sumoylation. NCBI's taxonomy places the organism in Eukaryota, Fungi, Ascomycota, Dothideomycetes, Dothideales, Saccotheciaceae. Gene Ontology annotation, cellular component: cytoplasm; SUMO activating enzyme complex.